This is a messenger RNA of Doryrhamphus excisus (bluestripe pipefish), 2083 nucleotides long. It is a transcript of the gene ccnk, whose product is annotated as cyclin K. Gene Ontology annotation, molecular function: cyclin-dependent protein serine/threonine kinase regulator activity. NCBI's taxonomy places the organism in Eukaryota, Metazoa, Chordata, Actinopteri, Syngnathiformes, Syngnathidae. The record is from RefSeq and is a predicted model, not a curated record. Gene Ontology annotation, biological process: regulation of transcription by RNA polymerase II.
GCAUAGUUUGCCAUAAUAUGUGUCUACAUAUAAACAUUUGUCGAUUUUUUUCGUUUGUUUCAUUUUCAUUUUUUUCAGUCAGUCAGCCGGUUUACCACGGGCCGCGCAUCGUGACGUCAGACGCAUGCGUAGUGUACGUAAGCCAUAAUGGCUGCGUCCUCGUCACAAUGGACGACAUCUACUAGCUAGCACUCGUUCAACCACCUCCGAUUUGUUGUCUCCGUCGUUUGGAUUGACUUUUUAAACCAGCGGAUACAUGUUAAAGCAGGUCGGCACUGCAGGCCCGUCUUCCAUCGCCUCUCCUCAGCAAAUGAAGGAGUCCAAGGACAUCAUGGCCACACCGGGCCAGGCCAUGCUGGACCACAUCAAGCCGUGCUGGUACUGGGACAAGAAAGACUUGGCCCACACCCCCUCCCAGUCUGAAGGCCUGGACCCUGGCACAGAGGCCCGCUACCGCAGAGAGGGGGCUCGCUUCAUAUUCGACGUGGGCACACGCCUUGGCCUACACUAUGACACGCUGGCGACGGGCAUCAUCUACUUCCACCGCUUCUACAUGUUCCACUCCUUCAAGCAGUUCCCCAGAUACGUGACGGGUGCCUGCUGCCUCUUCCUGGCCGGCAAAGUGGAGGAAACGCCCAAAAAGUGCAAAGAUAUCAUCAAGACGGCACGCAGUUUGCUCAACGACGUGCAGUUUGCUCAGUUUGGGGACGACCCAAAGGAGGAGGUGAUGGUGUUGGAGAGGAUCCUCCUCCAGACCAUCAAGUUCGACCUGCAGGUGGAGCAUCCUUACAUGUUCCUGCUGCGCUACGUCAAGCAGCUGAAAGGGGAGAAGAACAAAGUCUGCAAGGUGCUGCAAAUGGCCUGGACCUUCGUCAACGACAGCCUAUGCACCAUGCUGUCGCUACAGUGGGAGCCAGAGAUCAUCGCCGUGGCCGUCAUGUACCUCGCCGGCCGCCUCUGCAAGUUCGACAUCCAGGAGUGGACCGCCAAGCAGUCGUCACGCCGCUGGUGGGAGCAGUUUGUGCAGGACGUCCCUGUGGAGCUGCUGGAAGACAUUUGCCAUCAGAUCCUGGACCUCUACUCCCACGGCAACAAGCCCAUCCCUCAGCAGGUGCAGGAGAAGGAGCGCGGGCCCGCCUCCAUGCCACCGGCCCCACCUGUGCCGCAGGCUCCGCCCCAGCCCGCCAACCCUCCCCUACCACCCACCAAGAAGACGUCCCCUCAGAGUGCCAGCCCCACGCGCCAGCUCAAACGCACACACGCCUCCCCCAAGGAUGAACCAAAGCCCCCAGAACAAGUUGGAUCAAAGAUUCCUCGCCUGGAGAGCCCCAUGCCCCCUCUGCCUACAUCACAGCCGCCCCCGGAGCGCAAACCCGCUGCUCCAGCCCCUCCCACUGAAGCAGAACCACAGAGCGAAGCUGCUCCCCCACCCCCUAGCCAGCCCCCUCCCCUGCCACACCGGCCCCCGCCGCCUCCACCCUCCAACUACGUCAUGUCCACUAGCAGCUCCUACAUGUCAGGCGAGGGCUACCAGAGUCUUCAAUCCAUGAUGAAGACUGAGGCCCCCUCCUACGCUCCGCCAAUGCCACCCACUUACGCACCCCCGAUGCCGCCCUACCAUGUUUACCCUCCACCCACAGCGCCCCCGCCAGUCCCUCCCCCACCUGCCACUUACCCACCGCCGACCAUGCCUCCAAGCUAUCCACCACCAGGGUACAACAGCUACCCACCACCUCACAUGCCCCCCACCCAUGUACCCCCUCCUGGCAUCGGCCUCCCUCCCACCGGGUACCCGCCUCCACCCCCUGUGCCUCAAGGUCAACCACAGGUGCCCCUACCCCCGCCACCGGGCAUGCCCAUGAACCGUGGAGGGUGGAUGAGAUGACAGAGUGUACCCAAACAUCCCAAAGGCGAAGCAGGAUCCUCAUGGUGGGAUCAACCUGAUAUCGUGAUGUGAUAUCAAACACUGGAUCAUUGACGUUGUACAUUUCAUCCUUACAUUCCUACGUUGGUUUCACACCCGCUUCUUUGCUUUUGUGUCAUAGUGGCACUUGGAAAAAUAAAAUGACUUUUUUUCAAUCAA